AUGUCUAGGGUAACAUUUGGGACCACGCCUAGCACCUUUCUGCUGGCAGCGACGUUACGCCAUCAUCUGCGAUCGAACGCUAACCCAUAUUCGGAGGCUGUGGGCCUCCUAGAGAACUCUAUUUACGUGGAUGAUGUGGUAUUGGGGGCCAGGAAUGUUGAAGAGGCAGCGGAGAGAUACGCUGAAACACAAGAGAUUUUUCGUGACGCCUCCAUGAAACUACAGAAAUGGGGUUCAAACAGCAAGGUAAUGAGCGACAGAUUUCGAAAGGAAAAGGACGCAAUCUUGCUGCCUACAACUACGAAAGUUCUUGGAGUACCAUGGGACCAGGCCAACGAUACCCUAUCGUUACCCAUACAUGGCACAGGAGAAGGUGACAUGCAAACUCCGAAUGUUACAAAGCGACAGGCCUUGCGUAAAAUUGCGCAGAUAUAUGAUCCACUGGGGUUCAUUCUACCGUAUAGUGUCACCGGAAAACUGAUACUGCAAUCCAUCUGGAAAAGAGAGCUGGGUUGGGACACGCCACUACCAAGUGACCUCAAUGAAAGGUGGCGCGACUGGUACAGCCAACUCACCCUCCUCACAGAUGUACAAAUUCCACGGUAUUAUGGCAUGACAGACUCGGAGCAGGCCGUGGCAGAGUUGCAUUUCUUCUCGGAUGCAGGUCCUGCUGCCUACGGGGCCGUGGCCUAUUUACGCCUCAAGGAUGACUCGACAGGAUACCGGACAGAACUGCUAAUGGCAAGAUCUAGGAUUGCUCCCAUCAAAGAGAUGACGCUCGCUCGACUAGAGCUCCUAGGAGAACUGAUGGCGGCACGCCUUUCAACAUACUUGAGGGACAACUUUAAACUGAAGACUCUGAAUUACUUCUGGACUGAUUCGAUGAUCACGCUACAUUGGAUAAAGGGCGAUCCAGUACGUUGGACGAAAUUUGUCUGCAAUAGGGUAAUUGAAAUUCAGCAAAGCGUUGGGAAGGAACAUUGGCAUUAUGUGGCGAGCAAUACGAACCCAGCCGACCUCUUAACCAGAGGCAUAGCGCUGAGACAAUUACUGAACUCUGACCUGUGGUGGAAAGGACCGUCAUGGGACCGUCAAGUUUCACGUCAUACGUGGCCCUCACCGGACAGUUCAUCUAUAGCCGAGAGCUUAGAAGUGCACCAUGUAGUGUUGCAAUCGAAUCAAGAGACAGCAAAUCCCAUAGUGGAUGUGGGAAGAUUCAGCAACUUAAAUUUCCUUCACCGGAUGACAGCAUGGGUGCUACGCUUCAUAGCUAACUCAAGGAGAACGAAUGUGCAGGUAGGGCCGCUGUCGGCGGAAGAAGUCGAGAAAGCACAAAAUUAUUGGAUCAGGAUAGUGCAGAGUUCGGCAUUCACAGACGAGAUCAGCUGUUUAAAAAGGGGGAGGCCCAUUCCCGAGUCAUCCAAGCACCGAGAUCUCAGGCCAUUCGUGGACGACAGCGACAUUUUGAGAGUCGGCGGAUGUCUGCGCUCAAGUCAGCAGUCAUUUGCAAGGCGUCACCCCAUUCUCAUCCCAGCACACUCCUACUACGGCGACCUCUUGAUGUUGGCAUCGCAUCGUCAGGUACUGCAUUCUGGGGUACGAGAUACACUCGUCCAGGUCAGGGAAAGAUUUUGGAUGAUGAAGGCACGGCAACAAAUCAAGCGUGUCAUACGGAAUUGUACAACAUGUAAGAAGAACGAUUCUAGGCACUUAACACAAGUGGAUGCUCAACUACGGGCUGAACGCAUAACAAUGUGUCACCCUUUUGAAGUCGUCGGCGUCGACUUCGCCGGGCCUCUAACGCUGAAACGCAGAACUAAAUCGUAUCAAAAGGGAUACAUUGUCCUGUUCACGUGUGCGGUCACCAGAGCCGUACAUAUCGAACUCUGUGAGGACAUGUCAGCGAACAAGUUUCUACAGGUGUUUCGCAGAUUCACAGCUCGUAGAGGAAAUUGCCAUACAGUUUAUAGCGAUAACGCAAAGGCUUUCAAGAGAGCAGCUAAAGAGCUUGGCGCGCUAUGGAGUGUAAUGAGAGCUCCCAUCAUUCAAGACUAUACGGCCAUCAGAGCAAUCAGGUGGCGUUUUAUAGCAGAGCGGGCUCCGUGGUGGGGUGGAUUCUAUGAGCGGUUGAUACGCUGGGUAAAAUCCGCAAUUCGAAAGACUCUAUCCAGGACAAUUGUAGAUUUCGCCGAGAUGGAAACACUACUCACCGAAGUGGAGGCAAUGAUUAAUUCCAGACCGAUCACGUACGUCUAUAACGAACACACAGAGCCCACGCCAUUGACACCGGCAGACAUGAUUACUGGAAAACGACUACUAGCGCAGGCUGCAACGACAUCAACCACUCCCGAAGAUGCAUUGCAGGAUGCCCUCCAGUCAACGGAGUUAAUGAGGAACACAUGGAGGAUGCGCCAACAACGCCUUGCAUUGGUAUGGGAAAGAUGGCAGAGAGAAUAUCUCAGCGAGCUUGGUUCUGCACAUCACUCAAAGGGCUUAAAAGGGACUGAUGUGAGUGUCGGUGACGUUGUUCUCAUCGAAGAACCGAACCGAACCGAACCAGGCUACAAUGGAGAAUGGGGGUCGUGGAGAAGGUUUUCCCGAGCUCUGAUGGAAGGAUCAGGGUAUGUCUGUUGA
Messenger RNA from Ornithodoros turicata, 2634 nucleotides. RefSeq lists its product as uncharacterized. Gene Ontology annotation, biological process: DNA integration. NCBI's taxonomy places the organism in Eukaryota, Metazoa, Arthropoda, Arachnida, Ixodida, Argasidae. Gene Ontology annotation, molecular function: nucleic acid binding. The transcript has a single exon. Bases 1 to 2634 code for a protein of 877 amino acids. The record is from RefSeq and is a predicted model, not a curated record.